This is a messenger RNA of Cuscuta europaea, 7504 nucleotides long. The record is from the annotation of a GenBank genome assembly. NCBI's taxonomy places the organism in Eukaryota, Viridiplantae, Streptophyta, Magnoliopsida, Solanales, Convolvulaceae.
AUUAGGGAGAGGAGGCAAAAAUUGACUUCUCACAAUAGGGCCGAAAUUCCGGCCCUUAUCCCUGAUCCAGUGGAUUUCCGUUUGCAAGCCGGGCUUCACCCAAUGCGUCAUAGGCCCGGAAUGACCACAGUCCACUUUGACUCGAUUAGGGAUGGACUUAGAUUUCCGCUACACCCCUUUUUCAUUUCUUUCUUCAAUUUCUACGAAGUUGUACCGGCCCAGAUUAUGCCGAACUCCUAUCUGGCAAUGGCGGGGUUCAUUUGUCGUUGCAAAGAUGCCGGUGCCCGACCAACCCUAGAUCUCUUCCAUCAAUUCUUCAAAGUAGCCCCCCAACAAACCCACGGUUAUCUGGCCACCAGUGCCCGAACGGGACACAUCCUGUUUAAAGGAAAUCCAACUUCAAUUAAAGGGUGGAAAGACCGUUUUUUCUUCAUGUCUGUCCCGGACGGCCUAAUUCCCCGCAAAUGGAAUGCCUUCCCUCGCAAGACUCCUGAUCCUAUCCUUACUGAAGAAAUUUACAAGGACGUACUUGCCGUGGAGAAGGAUAAAUGCAUGGACAUUAUAAGUUAUCUGACUCCUGAACGACUUAUUACAGCCGGGAUAGGUACUGCCCGUUCUCUUGAGUUUACUUGUUUUGAGAAACCAAGUGCCAUGGUCCGGGCGGUCCUUCCCGUGCGAGAAACGUUCUUUUGUUCUUUUUUCUAGUUUCUCACACGCUAAGGUCGCUCGAUACUAACAUUGUCCUUUUGUCUUUUUUCAGCACCAAACCCAGAUCUACCUAUGGACAACAGCAGAGUUAUGGCAGCUGGUGGGGUCGGUAAGCGAAAAAAGGCCAGGAAGAACCCCCAACCUACUCCCUCUACUGUUCCUGCCCAGGAUGCUGGGUCUUCUCAACCGCUUCCAGAGCCACAGCCGAUACAGCAGGUCCAUCAGGAUCAAUUCGAUGCCAUGCUGGUCGAUGAUCGGUUUGGCUCUGAUCAACUGCAGCAAUUUUCCGAGCAUUUUCAAGCUGCUCCAGAAGCCGGCCAGGGUACGGGUGAAACACCCACCGUUCAGUUAUCUGGCCAGGUUGACCGGAUUUCCCUGGCGGAUCCGGUUCAUGAUGUUGUGGAAAGAGGUGACUGUUCGGCAAGUCAGAUCUGGUCUACCUCCGCCUUCUUCAACAAUUUCACCGUCCCUAAGUUAUCGAUCGAGCAGUCCGAGGAAUGCCUUGCCUUGGCAGCUCUGAAGGUUGGGCUUUAUAGCCUGCAACUGAAGGAAGCUCGGUUGGCCAAGGAGCGGGAGCUGAUCGUUGCUCAGAGUUCCGCGGAGCAGAAUGCAGCAGCUGCUUUUGCUGCCCUGGAGGCCGAGCGGAAGGCCCAUACUGAGGAGAAGAAACGUCUUGAAUCGGAGCUUGGCGAGCUUCGGGUUCAACUCGGAGUUUCUCAGUCCAAGGUCCAUGCUGCAGAAGCUGCCUUGGUUAAAUUCGAAGAGCAUGCCCCUCGCAUCCCGGACGGCCCUGCUGAAAUACAGGUUGACCUGUCCGCCGUUCGGGAGUCAUUUAAAGGGUCUGAAGAGUUUGCUAUUUUGAAGAAAGAUUUCGCACAGCAGCAACUCCCAGUCACCUUUGGUGAUUAUCUUGAUCAUUUUUCCACGGGUGACGCCCGUCGGAGCGAGGGGGUCAAAUUGCUCGAUCAGGACCCCAGGGGGAAAAAAUUUAAUGAUUCCCUGGCUCGAUCUCUGUACGUCAUGGGCUGUCAGCACAUCAUGGCUCCCUUUAUCGCCAAAUUCCAAGAAUUGCUAGGGAGGCCGGUCGAGCUUACUGAUCUCCCUCAGGCGCCCAUAGUCGAAGCUCAAUAUGAGAAAUAUCAAAGAGACUUACAACGGGCUGCUGAUCGGGAGGCGGGAAAGGAGCCUGAUCCCCUUACUGAUUCGGAUGAGGAGGGUGAUGAAGAAGACAAUGGGGCAGGGCAAUAGAGUAGUAUCUUAGUAACUGUAACCCCUUUUUGUUCUUUCUUUACAAAAAACCUUAACUGUAUUUCCCGGUCAGUAGAGCCGAUGAAUAUAUAUCUCUUUUUUGCAUGAAAUUUUGUGUACUAUCUUUUCUGUCUUUAAUGCAUGAUUUACUCGCCAUUCGGAAUUCGACCUGUUUCGUAGGACUUAACCAAUUUCCUAACUUAUUUCUUGCUCAAAUAAUCCUAACGCCGUUGAUCGCCGUUCGGGCAUUAGAAAGUUCUGAUAAUUUACUUAAGGAAAAAACCCCUUCCCCCUGGUACUCAGCCGUUUGGGCUUCAUACCGAAUUUUAGGACUUGGCACAUUCUUGCUUUAGAUAAUCUCUUACAACUUGAUAGCCGGUCGGGCUUCAGGUUGACACCUUGGCAGUUUUCUCGAUUUUCUUUGCACCUGGGCUCCUUCAUAACAUUGAUAGCCGGUCGGGCUUCAAGGUUGACAUUUAGGCCUUAGCAUUUUUCUUCCAGAUAACCUUUUAUAAUAUUGUCGGCCGGUCGGGCUUCAGGUUGAUAUUUAGGACUUAGCAUUUUUCUAAACAGCAAUCCCCUGUGACUUUUGCUAAUCCUCUGUAAUCCCGUCCGGGGUACGUGCACAAAAGAUGAAACAUAAAUGCCCCAACAUAAAUCCUCUGUAAUCCACCAUUUGCUCAUGGAUUAGGGAGUUGUGCGGUACUUUCCCUAUUUAUAGAGAGGUGCUUCCCCUAAUUUCUCCUGCUGUUUUCUCAUUUUUCUUUCGAGCUUUCUCUCUCUAGAAUUCCUUUGCAUACUCUCAAGCCUUCUCUCUCUAGAGUUCCCAAAUUUCCUCCAGCGUUUUUAUGUACUACUCCUCUAGCUCAGAAUCUGAAGAGAUGCCUUUGAUUCGCAAGAGCAAAACAUCCGCUGGUAACCAGGCCGAAGGCUCUUCGUCCCAAACUCCCAAACCCGCCAAUACUCAGGUCAGCAAACAUACCGAACAGCCGCAGGAGGAUGGAUGUCUGUCGGGAGAUGACCUCCAGGUUUACAACAAGGGGAUGCCCGAGCGGCCACCCCGCAUUCCCCUACAUUUCAAUCGCAUACGCAAACACAAACAACGUCUCCCGGAAGAUGUUGAACGGCAACUUAGCCAGCUGUUGCCCCCGCCCAGAGAAUACUAUGCCGGAUUCAUUCGGCACCCCAUGAGGCACAGACCGGGGUACGUGCUAGUGCAUCUUGAUGCUCUGAUUGCUGGACUUCGGUUCCCUCUCCACUCAUUCAUAGUGGAGUUCUUACGCCGGGUUGCUGUACUCCCCGCUCAGUUCGUGCCCAGCACUUACCGUAUUCUGACAGGCUUUAUUAUCCGGUGCCAUGAGUUGAGGAUCACCCCGAGCGUCGAUCUGUUCCUUUAUCAUUACUGCUAUCAGCCCUACUGGACGACCGGGUACUUGAAGCUGGUAGCCCGUUCUGACCGUCAGCUGUUCAUAGAGAACGUUACCCCGCAGGCUGACUGGGAAGAGCGGUUUUUGUUCGUUCGGGUAGGUGAUUCUUUGCCAUUCCCGAACAGGUGGAACGCAUACCCUGUUCGGGAUUCCCUGCCUAGGGUGGAUGCCGUUCUACACUCCCAGGCCGAGUCUUUGCGAAUGGGAGGGACCAGAAGUCUUCGCAGCUUUGUCACUGCCUCGAGCAUGUUAUCUGCUGGAAUUGGUGUGAUCUCUCCCAUACCCGUCCGGCGUUCUAUCUCUUCUGCUAAGGGGAAAGAGAAGAUGAUAGCCGAUCGUGAUUCGGCGGAGCAAACCCGCAAAAAGCGUAAGGGAAAUGAUGGUGAUCACCUGAUCCCGAUCGACCAUGUGGUUGACUUGACCGGGUCGGAGGUUGAGCCCAAAAGAUCAGUGCCUGCCAACAAACAAACUCCGGUUCUUACUGCCACACCGAUCGAUGAUCGGAUGUUUGUUGAAUUUUCAAAUAUGGGGCCCAGAUCAGAAGGGAGGUAUCUGUUCGGGUUGAUGCCAUCUUCUAUGUGGUGUCAUACUGCGAUCAAAGUUCCCCCGAGCUUCACCAACUUGACUCACUGGUCGGACCUUUUCGAAGCAGGUCACCAGGAAGCACUCAAGGUACUUUUCAGUCCGACCCAUACCUUUCUAUUAUUCGUGCUUUACCUUUUCUGACUUCCAUUGUAACUUUAUUUUCAGGCUGGCGUGUAUUAUCACAAAGCCUUUCUUGCUGCUGAGAAGGAGAUGAAAGCCCUGGCCAGUGAUCGGGAUGACGGCCAGGUCCUUCUUUCCGCCGCUCGGAAGUUAGCGACCGACCUCCAGGAGCAGGCCAAAGAGGGUGAGAAGGCAAAAGCUGCCCUGGCCGAGAUGCAGGAGACGUCCCGUCGUCACGACCGGGAACUCAAAGAACUCCGGGCCAAGGUGCGGGCUGCUGAAUCUGCGGGUAUUAAAUUUGAUAAGGCUGUCGGAGAUCAUCUGCCCGAACCCUACACGGUCAAUACCUCUCAGAUUGCUCAGCAAUCGGUAGUGGAUUUCCAACGGGGCAAGGCGCUGAACCUCGCUCUGGAGAAUACGGCCCGACAAUUCCUAGGUCCUCACCUUGGCCAAUUUUUGCGUGAGAGCUCAGAUCCCAUCAAGGCAGGGAUCGACCUCCUGGACAGCACGCCGGAAGUAAAAUCUUUCUUGGAUGUCCUGACCGAGAAAACCGUAAAGCAAAGUCAGGACCUGCUUCUGGAUAGGAAUCUUGAACUGAUCUUAGAGCGUUUCCCCAAGCCGUUCGAUCCUGAUGAACUAGGCUUCGAUGAUCUGUUCGGGAAUACGUACGAUCGCGUCAUGGAAAAAAGAUCCAAAGCAGCGUCUGACGAUGCAGUGCAGACAGGGAGCUCUCAGCCUACGUCCUCCCCGAACGACGAUCAUCCAUUAGUGUAGCCUUUCCUUAUCUGUUGUCUUCUUUCUUGCAUAUUUGUUCUUGUAUAUUCCGGCUAGUAACGCCGAAGAAUAAACUGGACUUUUUUCCUUUGUCUGUUGUACUUUUUCUAUUCCUUUGAUUUUUUGUCCACAAUCUUUUCUACAUGGCCGAACUUCACUCGGCUCAUGUAUCUUUAUAUCUGACACCUUUUCCGAACCCGUUUUGAUCCCUUUUCCUGUUCGUGACGCACGGGUUCAAAACUCUUAGCUGAGGUGAAUUCCUCCAAGCCGUUUUGAUCGUGACCACAGGGUCAAACUCUCGGCCGGGAUAGGGGCUCCCUCCAAGCUGUUAAUACGUUCGACAUUCGGUCAUCCAGAAUGAUUUCGCGUGUUAACAAGCUGAGGUGAGACUCUCUUCAUAAUUGUUCUGACACCUUCCCGAACCCGUUUUGAUCCCUUUUCCUGUUCGUGACGCACGGGUUCAAAACUCUUAGCUGAGGCGAAUUCCUCCAAGCCGUCCGUUUUGAUCGUGACCACAGGGUCAAACUCUCGGCUGGGAUAGGGGCUCCCUCCAAACUGCUAACCCGUUCGUCAUUCGGUCAUCCAGAAUGAUUUCAUGCGUUAACAAGCUGAGGUGAGGCUCUCUCCUUCCAAACCCAUAAUUCCGAUGCAUUCCGAACUGUUUUCUCUGGCUCGUAUCAUCCAUAUUAGGGGUCUGAGGUAACCCCUUUCGAACUGUAAGCAAGAUCACUGAAGUUGGGUCAUUUCUUACUUAUAGCUAAAAGGGCGACUAGCUUCCAAGUCAAGUUUUAUGACUGAGGCGAGAUUUUUCAAAACAAUAGUUCCGAUUCCCCGGACGACAAUCCGUACCUUAUCCGAACGUCGCUCGGUUAAUCCAUAUCUUACAGUCUUGACACCAUCUCCAAGCCGUUUUGAUCCCUUUGCCCGUACGUAAUUACAGGGUCGACUUUGGCUAAGUUGACGACUCAGCUCCCUCCAAGCUGUUAACCCGUUCGUCAUUCGGUCAUCCAGAAUGAUUCUACGUGUUAACAAGCUGAGGUGAGAAUCACUGUCCUUCGAACUCCAGGCCAUUUUCAUCCUUUCAUCAAUGUGUAAUUACAGGGUCAAAACUCUUGCUGAAAUGUAUGGCUCCCUCCAAACUGCUAAUAUGUUCGUCAUUCGGUUUUCCAGAAUCGAUUCUCAUAUUAACCGCUGAGGUGAGACUAUCUGAGUGUCAAACUCCCAGUCGUUUGGCUGAGAAUGACUUUCCUUCCAUGGAAUUAACCCGUUCGUCAUUCGGUCAUCUGGAAUGAUUGAGUUAACCAUGGGCACCGAUUUUCUGAGCCUCAAUUCUUCAAGCCAUUUUUUAUCCCUUUAUUCUUACAUAAAUCUAGGGUCAAAAACUCUCUAAACUGAGAAUUGAUUUUCCUUCCAUGGAAUUAACCCGUUCGUCAUUCGGUCAUCCGGAAUGAUCGAGUUAACCAUGGGCACCGAUUUUCUGAGCCUCAAUUCUUCAAGCCGUUUUUGAUCCCUUUAUUCUUUCGUAAUUCUAGGGUCAAAAACUCUCUAAACUGAGAAUUGAUUUUCCUUCCAUGUUGUUAACCCGUUCGUCAUUCGGUUAUCCGGAAUGAUCGAGUUAACCAUGGGCUGAGUUUGUGGAAGUUAUGUCUCCCUCUCUAUUUUUUUUAGAGGUGGCAACAGCCGUUUUUACUGAUAAAAUCUCCUCAGAUGUUCUACAUUCCAGGUUCCUGCCGGUCGGCCUUCGGUAUUUUGUAGGCCAAACGUUCCUGAAGCAUACUUCUUACAUACUUGGUAGGGGCCUUCCCAAUUUUGUGCCAUUUUGCCCCCUUCGAGCGGCUUGCUUUUCUCUCUCUUUCUUAGUACCAGGUCCCCUACCUCGAUUGAACGAACUUUAACCUGCUUAUCGAAGUAUCUUCUUGUGACUCUGUGAUACUCUUCCAUUUGUGCCGCUUCCAGAUCCCUCCUUUAUUCUACGAAAUGCAAUUCGGCCCGUAAGUUAUCUUCAUUCUGUUCUGGGCUGUAAUGCACCGUUCGGUGUGUGGGAACUAGGAUCUCCGUUGGUACUUUGGCUUGAAAACCAUAGGCAAGGGCAAAUGGAGUCUCUCCCGUGGCCGUUCGGGGUGUGGUCCUGUAAGUCCACAGAAUGUAAUUCAACUGAUCAGGCCACGAUGAGGAGUAUUCUUCCAGCUUCUUGUUCAUGCCAUCCAUGAUGGUUCGGUUCAUAUUUUCUACCUGGCCAUUUCCCUGAGGGUAUGCGACGGAUGCUCUGGAAUGCUUGAUCCCCCAUUUGACCAGGUAGUUCUCAAAAUUCCGGCUCACGAACUGCCUUCCAUUGUCAGUUAUAAUCUGUUCAGGGAUUCCGAACCGGCAAAUGAUAUUUUUCCAGACAAACUUCUGGCAUUUAACAUCUGUGAUGCUGGCCAGUGGCUCGGCCUCUGCCCAUUUGGUGAAGUAAUCUAUCCCCACAAUGAUGUACUUGUUGUUUCCGGGUGCAGUAGGUAGAGGACCUAACAGGUCUAUUCCCCAUCUUGCAAAUGGAAGGGCCACCGUCAUCGGAGUGUAGAAAGUGGCAGGCCGUCCGGGAACCAGUGCGUAUAAUUGGCAUACCUUACAUUUCCUGGUAUGCGCGAAGCAGUCCUGUU